CUGGUUUCGCCCAGCAAUUCUCACACAAUUAUUGCCCAGCGCGUGUUCUCUUCUUUCCUUGUUUUGCACCUCGCCUUCUCCUUUUGCAAACCUAAUAAACGUCUACCCAGCACUUCUUUCGACCCCAAGAUGCUUCCUCCUUCGAUCUUUGCACUAUGCUCUAUCGCCACAGUCAUUAGCGCGAGCGUUGUACCGGUACCCCGCGCUGAUCGCGCAUGCACCAAUCCAGCCGUCCGGAAGGAGUGGCGCACGCUCACCAGCACUGAACAAGACAACUACCUUCGUGCCGCUGUGUGCCUGCGCGGCCUACCGAAAGAGAAAUAUGCCGCCGUUGACGCAGUGACCACGCGUCUGGACGAAUUGGUUUACAGCCACUUCUCUCUCAAUGAUGAGAUUCACUUUGUGGCCGGUUUCCUCCCAUGGCACCGUUGGUUUGUGCAGCUGCACGAGGAUCUCCUACGUACCGAAUGCGGCUUUACAGGCACCCAACCUUAUUGGGAUUGGAGUAUUGAUGCCGACGCGAAGAGCGUGGCCACUUCGCCUGUCUUUGACCCUGCCACUGGGUUUGGUGGUGAUGGCCAGCGUACCGCCAGUAACGAGCCAGGCUUCGAACGUUGCGUUGUUGACGGGCCCUUUGCUAACACGAACUUGACACUGGGAAUGGGAUGGCCUGAUGUGAACGAAAGCGGUAAUCGCCUUCACUGCUUUACACGUGAGCUGAAUGGCGGUUUGGGCAAAGAUGAAGACGGAAAUCUCAUCAAGGGCGACUUGCAAGCAGAUGCGUACAACUCUAAAGUCAUGAACACCAUCUACGCAAUGGAUCGAUUUGCCGAUAUGGCGAGCAUGCUCGAGGGCUUGCCGCACGCACAAAUCCACAGCAUCAUUUUUGGUGACAUGGGUCCCGCUACAUCGCCCAACGAGCCGCUUUUCUUCUUGCAUCACGCAAACGUUGAUCGUGCAUGGGCGAAGUGGCAGGGCCGCAACGCCACCCGCCUGGUUGAUUAUACGGGUAAACGAGAUCAAGCAGAUACCAUUCCUGCCUCAAUUGACGACACGAUGCCUAUCAUGGCGCUUGGCGACACCGAACCCAUCGUCAAGGACUACAUGGAUAUUCAGACCGGUCCUCUGUGUUAUACCUACUCAGACAUGUAG
Boeremia exigua is the source of this 1152-nucleotide messenger RNA. RefSeq lists its product as uncharacterized. The coding region runs from base 130 to 1152 and encodes 340 amino acids. The transcript is spliced from 3 exons. Gene Ontology annotation, molecular function: oxidoreductase activity. The record is from RefSeq and is a predicted model, not a curated record. NCBI's taxonomy places the organism in Eukaryota, Fungi, Ascomycota, Dothideomycetes, Pleosporales, Didymellaceae.